Molecule: messenger RNA, 2169 nt
Organism: Triticum dicoccoides
Lineage: Eukaryota; Viridiplantae; Streptophyta; Magnoliopsida; Poales; Poaceae
Product: scarecrow-like protein 9
Exons: 1
Coding region: 1-2169 (722 amino acids)
Source: RefSeq, a predicted model, not a curated record
AUGGCGAUUGAGCCGCUCCGUGACAAUCUGGACACCGUCACAGCAACCGACCAACCAAACGAUGGUGAUUCCUCUUCCCAGCAACAACUCACCUUGUACAACUACGACCUGAGUGAUCCACACUCCACAGUUCUUUCCCCAGGCAACCAAGCAAGCACAUAUCUGCUUGGUGGAGUCACCAGCCCUGGGUUGUGCAGUGUCAACAGCAGCCUUGGACAAAACCAAUUUCCGAUUGCCCCAGGGGGUAGCCCUGAGCACCACCAGAGCAGAUCAAACGAUGCUCUUCACUCCAUAAGCCAGAUGCUGAUGGAAGACGUCGACGGGAGGGUCGACAUAUGCCAAUGGGAGACAGCUAUCCAGGCCGCUGAGCAGCCAUUCCGUGACAUUCUUGGGCAGGUAUACGCGCCAGCUUUGUAUAGCAACAACAAACAAGACAACCCUGAUAAGAGUGGGACCAACUGUUACAAGAGGCUCUGGAGCACUAGCUUCAGUAAUGACUGUUCCAGUUACAUCUUGGUACAGCCCUUGACAACCCCGUUGAGUCCAUAUAUUUGCAAUAGGAGUCUUUCUCAACCAAACCAGCCAUUGAUAAGUGUUGGAUGGACUUCUGGAUCUGGCUUCCCUGACUUGCAUCGUCAGAGAAGUGCCGAGGAGGAAAAUAUAUUUGCUCCAAGUAUUGAUAACAUGGUGAUAUAUUUAGAGAAUGGCAUACUUUGUAUUACCAAACUGACUACAAACGCAAAAGUAGGAGAGAGGGGUGAAAACACAAUCUUUGAGGUGGCAGACCAAAGGGGCUGGGGUAUCUUGGAAGGAAGGAGCAAUAAACAUCAUGCCAUCACCACUUGUGCAAUAAUUCGAAAUGAAAAUUUCGACCAGAUUCUGCUAUAUGGUCGGAAGAGUUUCGACCAAAUAACAAGACUGCGAGAAAUGAUGGUAGAGACAGGAAACAAUAACACACUGAAAGGCCGGAGCAAUGGGCGUCCAAAGCUAUGGGCUAGGAAGCAACAGAGGCAAGAGUUCGUUGAUAUCAGGGCUCUCCUCUUCCAGUGCGCACAAGCUGUGGCAGAAGACAACCACCUGUUCGCCAAUGAACUUCUAAGGAAGAUAAGAGAACACUCCUCAGCAGAUGGUGAUUGUACUCAGAGACUGGCAUUUUACUUGGCAGAUGGUCUCGAGGCACGCUUGGCUGGGAUUGGGGGUCAGGUUUAUCGCAACCUCAUGGAGAGGCGAACAAGUACAACAGAUUGGUUAGAUGCGUACAGUCUUUUUCUUGCAUCCUGCCCUUUCGACAGGACAUCAUACUACUUUGCCAACCAAGCUAUUCUUGAUGUCUCGCAAGGGAAACCAAGGGUGCACAUUGUUGAUUUCGGCAUCAACUUCGGCUUUCAGUGGCCAUUAAUGAUUCAGAGGUUUGCACAGCGAGAAGAGGGAGCCCCUAAGCUUCGGAUCAUAGGUAUAGAAGCUCCCCAGCCAGGUUUCCGCCCCUGCGAAAUGAUCGAGGAGACAGGGAAGCGGUUGGCUGAUUAUGCAAACCUUUUCAAGGUACCUUUUCAGUAUCAGGGCAUUGUCGCUUCAAGAUGGGGGACCAUUAAAAUUGAGGAUCUUAACAUUGCCGAGGAUGAAGUUCUCAUAAUCAACUGCAUAUUCCGGAUGAAGAAUCUUGGUCAUGAAACCGCAGGAAUAAAUAGCGCAAAGGAUGAGGUAAUGAAAACUAUGAGGAGGAUGAACCCAAAGAUUUUUAUUUCUGGCACAAUGAAUGGGUUACACAGUUCUCGCUUCUUCAUACAACGAUUCAAAGAGGUUAUGCUCCAUUACUCUCCAAUGUUUGAUAUGCUUGACGCAGAUGUUCCACGGGAUAAUAAGGCAAGAAAGAUGAUUGAGAGGAUCCGAUUUGGGACGGAUGCACUUAAUAUCAUAGCAUGUGAGGGCGCAGACAGAACUGAGAGGCCAGAAAGUUACAGGCAGUGGCAAGCAAGAUUUCUCAAGGCUGGGUUCCAGCAGCUUCCUGUGGAUCCAGCCUUCUUGAAAAGAGUACACAUGAAUAACUCGCUUUAUCACAAGGAAUUCUUUGCUGUGGAAGAUCGCGGUUGGCUGCUACAAGGAUGGAAAGGGAGAGUACUUUAUGCUAUAUCUAAAUGGAAACCUGAUGAAACAUAUGAUGAUCAGUAA